Molecule: messenger RNA, 4405 nt
Organism: Orcinus orca (killer whale)
Lineage: Eukaryota; Metazoa; Chordata; Mammalia; Artiodactyla; Delphinidae
Gene: SYDE1
Product: synapse defective Rho GTPase homolog 1
Exons: 7
Coding region: 1173-3404 (743 amino acids)
Biological process (GO): signal transduction
Source: RefSeq, a predicted model, not a curated record
AGUGCAGGGGAGGAGGAGCUGGGAGGCCUAGAAACUGGGGCUUAUUCAGGCCGGGCAGGGGACACCCUGAGCCCUGGAGACCUGGGAUGGGAGAUGGGAGCGUACUCCUGCAGAGGGAGAGAGGUGGUGCAUCAAUCAUGGUGGCUACCCCCCACCCUCUCUCACCUAUUAACCAGUGACUGCAGCUACACCCAACCUUAGGCAGCCCCAAGAAACUGUCCCCUUUAUACAGAUGGGGAAACUGAGGCACGGAGCAGUUGGGUCAUUUACCCAGUGCCAGGGAAGUGACUUAACAGCUCUGUGGACUAUGCUACUAAAUGAACCCAGAGAGAGAGUCCUGGGGAGUGGAAAUCUGAAGUGACCAGAGGAGGGAGUCCUUAAAGAAACGGGCAGGACCUUAAAGAAGUCAGAGCUGCGUGGGACAGGAAGUCCCGGAAAGGAAGGAGUUAAAGGAGGGAGGGCAGAAGACUCCAUGGAUCUGACCUCCCCCCAGCCCUUCCCAAAGAUUCCCAAGGUUCCCAGAGCAGAGAGAAGGGACAGGGGUGCCCACGCACAAACACACACAGGAAACAGCCCGGGAUGUCACAGAGAGGAGGAUGGAGCAGGAGGGGGAGGUCCCAAGGGGGAGGCAUUGACCGUGGGGGUCAGUCCUGGGCUGAGAGACGGUGGCAGGGGUUUGGAAGACAGGCAGGGAGGUGGGGAGUGACAUGCUGCAGGUAUGGGAGAACCCAGCAGGCACUCACUCACUGUCAUGCCUGCUCCUGUCUUCCAAGCAGGCUAGGCAGCGUCCACUGUGGGCUAUGCGCUUGACCAAGGUAUGAGUGCCUAUGAAGUGCUCUCCAUGUUGAGCUCCCCGAAGCCUCCCUGAAGGGCGGCAUCAAAUCCCCACAUUUCACAGGAGGACACUGAGGCUCAGAGAUGGAAAGUGACUUGCCCAAAGCCACCCAGUGAGAAGGGACAAGGGCAGGGCUCCAUGCAGAGUAAACGAGAGGUGUAGGGAAGUAGAGUGGGGAAUGCAGGGCCCAGGCCCAAAGAAACCCCACCAGACCUCUGAGGCUGGAGAGCAGAGGGACAGAGUCCUGUUUGGGAUACCAGGGCCAGGGAGGUUGGGGAGGAGGCCGCGAGCUGGUAACAGAUGAGACUGCUGGCCUGCAACCACCCAUUCCAAAUGAAUGUGUGGAGUGUCAGUGCUGAGUGCAUUCUCCUGCUGCGGGAAGAGCCCUGGGCCGGGACUGCUCUGGGAGCAGUGGGAGGCCAAGUCUCACACCCCUUGCUCUCUGCCAGGCCGCCCAGCCCAGCGCCCGGAGCCCAGUCCUCCAGAACCAGAGCCCCAGGCCCCGGAAGGAUCCCAGGCUGGAGCAGAGGGGCCCCCCAGCCCCGAGGCAUCUCGGAGCCCGGCUCGGGGUGCCUACCUGCAGAGCCUGGAGCCCAGCAGCCGCCGAUGGGUGCUGGGCGGGGCCAAGCCACCAGAUGAGGCCACCUUGGGGCCCGGGGCAGCUGGCAGUAGGGAGCCUGCUGGUGAGAUCUGGUACAACCCCAUCCCUGAGGAGGACCCCAGACUCCCGGCACCUGAGCUCCCAGGCCCACAGCCAGGCUCAGCUGAGCAGGAGAGCCUGGCCUCCCCAGGCGCAGCCCCCGCCAGUCCCCCAACCAAAGCCUCCCGCACCAAGUCCCCAGGCCCGGCCAGGCGGCUCUCAAUGAAGAUGAAGAAGCUGCCCGAGCUGCGGCGCCGCCUGAGUCUGCGGAGCACCCGGGCUGGCCGAGAGCGUGAGCGAGCCGCCCCCGCGGGGUCCGUCAUCAGCCGUUACCACCUGGACAGCAGCGUGGGGACCCCGGGGCGGGCGGCAGUGUCUGAGGGCGCACGGGGCCUGAGGGCCGGUUACCUCAGUGAUGGCGACUCUCCUGAGCGGCCAGCGGGGCCCCCGUCGCCCACCGCCUUCCGCCCCUAUGAGGUGGGCCCAUCGGCCCGGACGCCCCCCACUGCACUCUGGGGCCGCCUCAGCCUGCACCUGUACGGGCUGGGGGGGCUGCGACCGGCACCUGGGGCCACUCCGCGAGACCUCUGCUGCCUGCUGCAGGUGGAUGGGGUGGCCCGGGCCCGAACGGGGCCGCUGCGUGGGGGGCCAGACUUCCUGCGGCUGGACCACACCUUCCACCUGGAACUCGAGGCCGCGCGGCUGCUGCGGGCCCUGGUGCUGGCGUGGGACCCCGGCGUUCGGCGGCACCGGCCCUGCGCCCAGGGUACUGUGCUGCUGCCCACGGUUUUCCGAGGGUGCGAGGCCCAGCAGCUGGCUGUGCGCCUGGAGCCCCAAGGGCUGCUGUAUGCCAAGCUGACCCUGUCGGAGCAACAGGAAGCACCAGGUACAGCUGAGCCCCGAGUCUUCGGGCUGCCCCUGCCACUGCUGGUGGAGCGGGAACAGUCCCCGGGCCAGGUGCCCCUCAUCAUCCAGAAGUGUGUUGGGCAGAUCGAGCGCCGAGGGCUACGGGUAGUGGGGCUGUACCGUCUGUGUGGCUCAGCAGCCGUGAAGAAAGAGCUUCGAGAUGCCUUUGAGCGGGACAGUGCAGCUGUCUGCCUCUCCGAGGACCUGUACCCUGAUAUCAAUGUCAUCACUGGCAUCCUCAAGGAUUAUCUGCGGGAGCUGCCUACCCCGCUCAUCACCCAGCCCCUCUAUCAGGUGGUGUUGGAGGCCAUGGCCCGAGAGCCCCCAAGCAGGGCUCCUUCCAGCACUGAGGGCACCCGUGGGCUCCUCAGCUGCCUGCCAGAUGUGGAGAGGGCUACACUGACGCUUCUCCUGGACCACCUGCGCCUUGUCUCCUCCUUCCACGCCCACAACCGCAUGACUCCGCAGAACCUGGCCGUUUGCUUCGGUCCUGUGCUGCUGCCGGCGCGCCAGGCACCCGCCAGGCCCCGCAUCCGCAGCUCUGGCCCGGGCGUCUCGAAUGCAGUGGACUUCAAGCGCCACAUCGAGGUGCUGCACUACCUGCUGCAAGCCUGGCCAGAUCCGCGCAGGCCCCCAGAGGCUCCGGAGCUGGUCCCGUACCUGCGGCCCAAACGACAGCCGCCGCUGCACUUGCCGCUAGCGAGCCCCGAAGUGGUGACUCGGCCCCGCGGCCGGGGCGGCCCCGAGAGCCCGCCGAGCAACCGCUACGCCGGUGACUGGAGCGUUUGCGGGCGGGACUUCCUGCCUUGCGGGCGGGACUUCCUGUCCGGGCCGGACUACGACCACGUGACGGGCAGCGACAGCGAAGACGAGGACGAAGAGGCUGGCGAGCCGACGGUCGCCACCGACUUCGAAGACGACUUCGAGGCUCCCUUCAACCCGCACCUGAACCUCAAAGACUUUGAUGCCCUCAUCAUGGACCUGGAGAGAGAGCUCUCCAAGCAGAUCAACGUGUGUCUGUGAGCCGGGCGGGGCCGGACCCCGAUUACUAAGGCCGGGCUCCUGGUUGCUAAGGCGGUGCCCUAACGACCUAGGGGGACCAGACCUUGUAGCUCAGGCCUAGCUCCUGGUUCCUGGGGAGUUGCCUAGUGACCAGCCAACCCAUUGCUGAGAAUCAUUCCUCGUUUCCAGUGCUCAACAUUUGGGCACUGGGUGCGAAGGCCGGGGAUUGGGAAUUUUCGGGACCAGCUAUUGUGGCCAUCUUUUCUGAGUACCAAGGGCUUCUUCCCGGCUGCCAAAAGGCAGUUCUGCUUGCAGGGCUGGCUGGCCUCUCUUGCUUCCCCUUAGCCAGGGAAACGCCAGUUACUGUGAGCAUCACCCUGGGAUGGUGAGACACCCCCCCAGUUCAGUCCUCUUGCUGCUGCCAACCAAAUCAGUAUUAGCUUUGAGCACUGCACUCUGCUUCUCCCUCGGCGGGCCCAAGGACUAUCAUGAGGUACUGUUUGAGGCAGGGUGGGGGAAAGCCCCUAUCCUGGGCUCUGGCUGGAUAGGAGCAGCCUGAGGCUUAUAGGAAAACAGCUGGUUUCCCCACUCUCUUUUCCGAGGAAAACCCCAUAAUUGCCUCAAACCAGCAAAAGUAGAUAGCAGAGUAUGGCCCUUCCCCUCCCCAAUUCUUCCUCCCCAUUCCUGAACAAAUUGAGCACUUAUAAGACCUCCCUUUCGGAGGGGCCCCACCUGAAGUGUCAGGCUGGGGGCAUUUUGGUACGGAACAUAUUUAUUGCCUCCGUGCGUGUGUGUCUGUGUGUGAGGACUAGUGUGCAUGGACAUGUCUAGAGCAGGCAUGUGGGGCUCUUUCAGGGACCACAGAGCGGGGAAAGAGUUUGCAGUGCCCAGGCACCCUGAAAUCUCCAGUAAUGGUGCCUCAGUGAGCCCCAGAGUUCCAGUGGGAGAGUAGGGUCCCCUCCUGUCUCCUCCCUCUUUCCCUCACUUCCAUCUUUGUGGACAAUAAAUCAGUAUGCACAGGU